Messenger RNA from Ciona intestinalis (vase tunicate), 2090 nucleotides. The record is from RefSeq and is a predicted model, not a curated record. NCBI's taxonomy places the organism in Eukaryota, Metazoa, Chordata, Ascidiacea, Phlebobranchia, Cionidae.
AUGUUCAGUUUCAUUUUAAAGACGUUUUUGGUUGCACUUUUCUGUAGAAGCACAUUGGCGGGGAAGGGUGGAAAGGCGGCAACUAAAGUUGGACUUGCAGGAAUAAGUCAGGUUGGAGCUUCAGCGGAAAGAUACACCGAUGAGAGUCAAGAUAACGUUGGGGAAGACUAUGGCGUAUUGCAAGGUGGGAAGCCGGAUUUUGGAGCCAACUUGGAGAAGAAACUUAAAUACGAUUUGUUCGUUGUAAAGCGCUACGACAGGAAUAUACGCCCAGUGAACAACGCCACAGAGCAAGUUCUCAUUCAAAUUGAUCUUUCAUACGUACAGGUGCUAAAUCUCAACGAAAAAGACCAGAUUUUGAAAAGUUUACUCAGAUUGAGAAUUUACUGGAAAGACGAUUAUUUACGAUGGGAUCCUUUGGAAUACGGCAAUCUUACAUCGUUGUGGCUACCCGCAACAACGGUUUGGUUUCCUGAUAUUGUUGUUUACGAGGAGAUUGGAUCAGCUACUUACGCACCCAGGGUUCCUUAUGUUUUCGUUCGAUCCGAUGGAACAGUUGGAUUCCUACAGCCAACAGCAUACGAAACAACAUGUAGCAUAAACAUCGCGUUCUUUCCAUUUGAUCGACAGGUAUGCACAAUGAAGUUCACAUCGUGGACGUUUCCAACUUCAAAGGUUGACCUAAUGACCAGACGAUCGUCAAAGCAAAUUAAAGCAGAUAUCCCGACCUACUUUGUCAGUUCUGGAGAGUGGACUUUAGAGGACAUUACAGUAAAUAAGCAGUCACAGUCGUAUGUGGACGUCGUGAGCGAAACCGAUGCUGAGCACGAUGACCAUGACGACGACCAUGAUGAUGAUGUUAGAUACUUAGAUAUAGAUCCUUUGACCUCUGUACGUGACGUUGCGCCUGACAGGAUGACAUCUCUUCACUGGUCAGAUAUUUCAUUCUCAUUUUACUUCACAAGAAAUUCGGGUCUUUACAUGCAGAGUAUGCUGUUCCCUGCAAUACUCCUAACAACCAUAUCAUUACUUGGUUUCUACCUUCCACCAGACAGUGGUGAAAGAAUCGGACUUCAGAUUACGAUCAUGUUGACAUUUAUGGUAUUUCUGCUGACUGUCGGUGACAUGUUCCCAGCAUCUACCGGCCCCUACCUGGGUGUGUACUUCGUCCUAUGCAUGGCGUUGCUUGGUAUAAAUAUAAUAAUGACGGUGCUGGUGCUACAUAUUCACCAUAUGCCAUGUGAUGCGGUGAUGGAAGAGACCCAAACGAAAGGAGUGUACAAAGUGAAUUUCCAAAAAAUUCCGUAUUGGGUAAAGUUCUGUUUGUUUUGUGCUGGACAAUACAUGGAGUUGAAGAAUUAUACGUUGACUGAGGAUGACGUUGAAGUACCCAGAUUAAAUAAAACAGCUAUGGAGUUCGUUAAACAUCUUUUAAAAAAGUGGAAAGCGAACGUCUUGAAAAAACAAUUGACAAAGUCAGUUUCCCCCUUGCAAAAUCUGCCUGAUCCAGAGUUGGGGAGAAAUAAAAAGGGAGCAAUUAAUGAAGAACAAGAUUACAUGUCGGUUGGCCAAGGAAACAAUCCGUGGAAAAAGUUUUCAAAGAAACAGGGAUUCGCAGAUAUUGCGAAAGGUCCGAUGUCCACUACCACCAACAUACUGCAUAAGUUAAUGAACGAUAUGGUGAACAAAAUGGGCAACGUAUGCGACAACGUUCUACAGCUCUCCAAUUACAUGCGGUAUAGGAACUUGAAUAUGAAAGAAAACAGACUAGAAGCCGCCAUGAACGAGAAAUGGAAGUCGGUAGCUCGCCUUGUGGACCAAAUGUGCUUGCGUGUCUACAUAUUCAUGCUGGUGGUUUUUCACCUGGCUAUUCUCUUCGCUAUACUGAUAGAAAUUUAUUUAUAAACGCCAAACGUCCACUAGUAUAGAAUAGGUUGUAAUUUAUUGCACAACAACUCAUAUACUGUUUCAGCAUUCAUUGUGUAUUAUUGCAGUAUUAAUGCGUAUAAUCUAGGUUUACCAGCUUUUCAGUUUAAGUAAUAAUGUAAACAGAGAACACGAAUUCAAUUUGUUGAAUGUAACUAAUCAAA